AUGAUUAAAAAAAUUUAUUUUUAUAUAUUAAUUAUUUUAUAUUAUAAUACUUUUGUGAUUUCUUUUGAUAUUGCAGUUAAUUAUAAUGUUGAAAGAAAUUAUAAUUCAUUUGAAGAGUGUGGUUUAGCAGAUGAACCAGUAUGUACAUCAUUAGAGGAUGCUGGGAAUAGAGCGAUUUUAUUAUCAAAAAUUGAAAAUCAAAAUAAUCCAAAUAGCAUUAUCAUUAGUGGCGAUAUCAACCAAUCAUCAAUUACAACAGCGGUUACAUUAGGAAAUUUAUAUAAUUAUUGUGGUAUUUUAUGGAUUAAAUCAAGUAGUGACACGACCAAUGUAAACAUUGAUGGAGGUGGCAGCUCGACAACACAGCCAUUUCUUAGCAUUCAAGAAGCAGUUCAACCAAAUUCAACCUACCCGUGUGCAACACAGAGACGGUUCCUUUUUGCAGGUAUUAAUUUUACAAAUUGGGAUCAAACAAUUGUGAAAAUUAACAUCAAUCAAGAAACAAACCCAACUCCACAAGAUAGUUCAAAAUAUGUUGCAAUAUUUUUUAGAUUUGUAAAUAUAAUUUCUUCAAGUAGUAUAAUUAAUAUUUAUCCGAUAAAUGACAGUGAUGCUGAUGAAAUUGUUUAUAAAAAAGACUCAAUAUUGGUUUACUUUAUUUCAACAACUGGUUAUAACUUAAGGUCACCACCAUCACCAUCACCAUCAACAAAUGCAUUGGUAUCCAAUGGUGAUUUUAUUUCACCAAUUUAUAUAGUGGGUGGCAGUAUUGUUUAUAUUUUAGAUGUGGAGAAUAGUGAGUUCUUGUCAACGCCUUUUAUAUUCAUAAGGUCUGGUGAUGUGUCAAAUUCAGGGUUGGAGUCAAUAUCAAAUAGUUAUUUUUCAAGUCCAUUCAUAUUAUCAAUCAACUCAACUGUUAGAUUACUAGAUUUUAAUUUCUUUAAUAAUCAAUUAUCCACAUUUAUAUAUUUUUAUAAAUGUUUCUCUCCUUUUUCAUCAUCAGUUUUAACAAGAUUAGAAAAUAUUAAAUUCUCAAAUAUUACUACUAGUAGUAGUAGUAGUAGUAGUAGUAGUGGUAGUAGAAGUAGUAGUAGUAGUAUUGCAAUUAACCAAAAUUCAACAUAUGGUCAAUAUAAAUUUGAAUCAGCAUUUACAGUACUAAAAGAAUCAAAUUUAUUUUUAAAGGAUUAUUUAAAGUAUUCACCAUCAAAUACAAUUGAAAAUGAUUUAGUCUAUAUAGAAAAUAGUACACUGGAAUUUGAGUUUAAACUGUUUUUUCCUUUAAUCUCUUCAAAUCGUUUAUUCAACUCUAUCAAUAGUUUUUUAACUUUAACCAAUUUAAAUCUAUCUUUUAGUCAAUCUCCAAUCAUUGGUAAUAACUCUACCGUAUACCUUAAACUUAUGACAAUAUCAAAUAAUACUAUUUGUGGUUGCAAAGAAUGCAAUUUCUAUCAAGAUGAUACUAAAAUUAAUACUGAUUAUUAUCCAUGCAGUUCACCAACAGAAGCACCAACUAAUAUACCAACAACAACAGGAGUAUCAACAACUACAGGAAUAUCAACAACAACAACAACAACAACAACAACAACUACAACAACAACAACAACAACAACAACAACAACAACAACAACAGGAACAUCAGAAAUUCCAAUUCAUACAAGAAAACCACAAAAAAAUUAUAGAACAAGGAAUAUUGUUAUUAUUUUAACUAUUUUAGGAACAGCAUCAAUUUUAUCACUAGUUAUAAUUUCAUUGGUUUAUAAAAGAUAUAUGACAAAGAAAUAUUUAGUAGAUACAUUUUCAUUUAAUGAUAAGAGUAGUUUUGAUGAUAAUUUAAAUGCAGUUGCAGAAGAAGAUGAAAAAGCAGUUUCUCCUGAUAUUAAUUUAUCAACAAUAGCAUAUGAACAUCAAUAUGAAGAUAGUGCAGAACUAGAUAAAUCAUAA
Messenger RNA from Dictyostelium discoideum AX4, 1944 nucleotides. RefSeq lists its product as hypothetical. The transcript has a single exon. NCBI's taxonomy places the organism in Eukaryota, Evosea, Eumycetozoa, Dictyosteliales, Dictyosteliaceae. The coding region runs from base 1 to 1944 and encodes 647 amino acids. The record is from RefSeq and is a predicted model, not a curated record.